AUGUCUGGCACUGCCUGCACCAACAAAGGUGCCUUAAAUAAGAAGGGGGCGCUGGGGAAAAGAGGGGAAGGGAGCGAUUUCAUCGGUGAAGGGUGGAAGCAGGUCGUGAAUCGCGUCGGGCAGGGGGAAAGAAGAAGGGUGCACAUCUUUUGGCAAAGCAGAGCUUGGGGAAGUGUGUUUUUCCUGGAUUUAGUCUUUGCGAUGCAUUCUUGUGAGGUUUUGUGGAUGGCGGCGAUCGUCUUCCUCCUUGAGCUCGCUGCGAGCAAUGGAUUCCCUUUAGGUAAAGGAAGUGGUAUUGGGAUGGUGAUAGAGGACACAAAGACGGAGUGACCGAGAGGAGGAGACGGAAUGCAAGCCACAUUGUUUAGGGCUGCUAUACAUGAUAUUCAUUCGAAACCUUUGAUUGUAUUGAGAUUAAGAGCUUUAGCUUAAAUAUAUAUAUAUAUAUAUAUAUAUAUAUAUAUAUAUAUAUAUAUAUAUAUAUAUAUAUAUAUAUAUAUAUAACUGAGGUUGUUAUUGCUAUGUCGAAGUUACAAAUCAUAUAGCCCGGAUGUUUCAGUUAGUAUCAGAGCAGCCACUCCCAAAGGACAGUAUGUGCAUGCAAUUUCGUCAAGGACUCGAAUACUACCGUCUUCAAGUCUGUAAAGGAAGUGGUAUUGGGAUGGUGAUAGAGGACAUGAAGACGGAGUGAAUGAGAGGAGUCGAAAAGUAAGCCACACUGUCCAGGGCCACUAUGCAUGAUAUUCAAUCGGAACCUUUGAUUGUAUUGAGAUUAAGAGCUUUAGCUUAAAUAUAUAUAAAAAAAACUGAGGUUGUUAUUGCAUUGUCAAAGUUAC
Molecule: messenger RNA, 836 nt
Organism: Zingiber officinale
Lineage: Eukaryota; Viridiplantae; Streptophyta; Magnoliopsida; Zingiberales; Zingiberaceae
Exons: 5
Coding region: 1-330 (109 amino acids)
Source: RefSeq, a predicted model, not a curated record